GUGUAGUGUGUACUGUGUUGUUGCUGCAGAAAAACGAAAACUUGCUGACCCAUGCGAUGGCGUCGACCGGUGCAGUGAAGGAUGCAACUAAGUAUUUGGCCACUCAGCAGGCCGAAUCUCCUGCCGAAUUGGCCGCCGAAUGGGCUAAACUCGAAGAGCUUUACAACAAAAAGCUAUGGCAUCAGAUCACCUUGAAGUUGGGUAUUUUCGUCAAGCAUCCAGCUCUUCUCACUGGAGACAAGCUGAUUCAACUCUACAACAAUUUCAUCCAAGUUUUUGAGAAUAAAAUCAAUCCUCUUGCAUUGGUUGAAAUUAUCGCCAUUGUGGUGCAACAGUAUGAAAACCCGAAAGAUGCGAUUGCAUUUCUUGAACAGACUGAGCCAAAAGUGAAGUCUUGUACCGAAGCUGUGUCCCUGUGCAAGGUUCUAGCUGGUAGUCUAAUGCUGAAUAAACUGCAAGACCAAUCAGGCACUAAGAAAGUUAUUGACGAUGUGGGAAAACUGUUGGGUGAUGAAGACGGGGUCACUCCUGUUCACGGACGCUACUAUCAGCUGGCUAGUGACCUUUACAGGCUGCAGAGCAACUACGCCGAGUACUACAGGGCCUCCCUGAGGUACCUGGGUUGCUCUGACUUGAGCACAAUCACAAGCGAGGACAAAAUCAACAUUGCAGCAUUCCUUGGCCUUGCAGCUCUUCUUGGUGAAGGCGUUUACAACUUUGGAGAACUGCUGGCCCAUCCUGUUCUUGAGUCACUAGAAGGAACACCAGCCGUGUGGAUCAAGCAUUUGCUGCUAGCCUUUAACCAAGGAGACAUUGCCAAAUUUGAACAAAUGAGACCCCACUGGGAGUCAAUGGGCGACCUUGUAGCGCAUGAGAAGCAGCUGCGGGAGAAAAUUACUCUCCUGUGCUUGAUGGAGAUGACGUUCAAACGCCCUUCAAACAACCGCAUCCUCACUUUCGCUGAAAUCGCCAAGGAAACCCAGCUGCCAGUAACAGAUGUUGAGUUUUUGGUCAUGAAGGCGCUGUCCCUAGGAUUGGUCAGAGGAGCGAUUGACCAGGUGGCUCAGAAUGUGCAGAUGACGUGGGUACAGCCACGAGUUCUUGAUAAAAAUCAGAUCAAUGGAAUGAUUCAGCGUCUGAAUGCGUGGUGCAAUGAUGUUAAGUUGAUGGAAAAUUUGAUGGAAGAGAAGGCUCACGAAAUUCUCACCCUUUAGUCUUACUGUAAUAUCUCACACGAUUUUGUUUCACUUAUUCUUGUAAGUUACAAAAUAAACUGUAAAAUUUAA
Molecule: messenger RNA, 1286 nt
Organism: Cloeon dipterum
Lineage: Eukaryota; Metazoa; Arthropoda; Insecta; Ephemeroptera; Baetidae
Gene: Rpn9
Product: regulatory particle non-ATPase 9
Exons: 7
Coding region: 57-1214 (385 amino acids)
Biological process (GO): ubiquitin-dependent protein catabolic process
Cellular component (GO): cytosol; proteasome regulatory particle, lid subcomplex; nucleus
Molecular function (GO): structural molecule activity
Source: RefSeq, a predicted model, not a curated record